GGGCAGGAAGUGAGGGCGCCAGGGGUGGACCUGGAAGCGUCGGAACUCUGGGCAACAACGCCAUAAGUCACGUCGGACACCUCCCCGUGCGCAGGCCAGGCGGAAGUGGGCCGGAAGCCGCCCCUCUCGCCCAGGACGGCGUUGUUGGCUGGCGGUCUGGCCGGAUGGGCCGCUGAGCCUGCGGUGCUCGCCAUGGCUCACGCCGCUGGUCGCAAGCGCUCGAGAAGUCGCAGCCGAUCGCGGGGGCGAGGGUCGGAAAGGAGAAGGAAGAAGAGUGGUUCGGACGCCUCGAGGAGCUGCUCGGCAUCGGGAUCCCGAGGGCGAAAGACCAGCAGCACUCCUGGGGUGGAGGCCUCACCUUCUCCCUGCAUCACAGAGAGAAGCAAGCACAAGGCCCGGAGGAGACCUCGAGCCAGCUCCUCCUCCUCUUCUUCCAGUUCUUCUAGCUCCUCUUCUUCCUCGUCCUCCUCCUCUUCCUCCAGUGAUGGCCGGAAGAAGCGGGGGAAGCACAAGGAUAAGAAGAGGAAGAAGAAGAAGAAGAGGAAGAGGAAGAAGAAGCUGAAGAAGAAAGACAAAGAGAAGGCAGAGGUGCAGCAGUCCGAGGCUCUGCCUGGCCCCUCACUGGACCAGUGGCACAGAUCAGCUGGGGAGGAAGAUGAUGGCCCAGUCCUGACUGAUGAGCAGAAGUCCCGCAUCCAGGCCAUGAAACCCAUGACCAAGGAAGAGUGGGAUGCCCGGCAGAGUGUCAUCCGCAAGGUGGUAGACCCCGAGACAGGACGCACAAGGCUUAUUAAGGGUGAUGGAGAGGUCUUAGAGGAAAUCGUAACCAAAGAACGACACAGAGAGAUCAAUAAGCAAGCCACCCGAGGGGAUGGCCUGGCCUUCCAGAUGCGAGCUGGGCUGCUUCCCUGAGGGUUCCAGCUGGUUGGGGCCUGUGGCCUGCUGAUGGUAGCUUGGACACAGGUCUCCUGGUGGGGGCAGCUAGUCUGAUGCCCACCUGUGGGUUGCCCUGAGCCGGCCCAGUGGCCUCUCAGGAAGGGGUAGAGGAUGGGAUCACUGGCCCCAAUGCAUCUGAAGAAUGCUGCAUCUCAAUAUUAAAUGAAUAUUAAAUAUUCCCAUAGA
Perognathus longimembris pacificus (Pacific pocket mouse) is the source of this 1122-nucleotide messenger RNA. RefSeq names its product ADP ribosylation factor like GTPase 6 interacting protein 4 (gene Arl6ip4). The record is from RefSeq and is a predicted model, not a curated record. Bases 193 to 912 code for a protein of 239 amino acids. The transcript has 6 exons. Lineage: Eukaryota; Metazoa; Chordata; Mammalia; Rodentia; Heteromyidae.